AUGGUUAAAGCUAUCGAAUCCCACCAAGAAUUCAAGGACCUCAUCUCCGGCUCUCAACCUGUCGUCGUCGACUACUGGGCCACAUGGUGUGGUCCCUGUAAGAUGAUCUCUCCUCAUUUCGCCAAGCUCGAGGAGAAAUACCCAGGUGUCAAAUUCGUUAAAGUUGACGUUGAGGAACAAGAGGAAAUCGCCAAAGAAGCCGGUAUCAAGGCUAUGCCAACUUUCAUCGCUUACAAGGAUGGUCAACCCAUUGAGACCGUCACUGGAGCUGUCCCCGCUAAGCUUAAUGCUCUUCUCGAAAAGAUCUCCGCUUAA
Kwoniella botswanensis is the source of this 315-nucleotide messenger RNA. Its product is annotated as thioredoxin. Gene Ontology annotation, cellular component: cytosol. The record is from RefSeq and is a predicted model, not a curated record. Gene Ontology annotation, molecular function: protein-disulfide reductase activity. The transcript has 4 exons. The coding region runs from base 1 to 315 and encodes 104 amino acids. Lineage: Eukaryota; Fungi; Basidiomycota; Tremellomycetes; Tremellales; Cryptococcaceae.